AUGACGCCGACACGCAAGGCGGUCCUGCUCACAUGCGCAGCACUGGCGCUGGUGCUGAGUGCGGCGCCGUCGGUGGAAGCGCGCAAAAAGAUGCUCAUCUACACCUACACGCAGGGCUUCCACCACUACUCGAUCCCCACCGCGACCAAAGCGGUACAGCAGCUUGCCAAAACAGCCAAUCCGCCCAUCGACACCGUACACUCGGACGACCCGAGCGACUUUGAAAAGGAUGGGUGGCUGUCGCAGUUCGACAUGCUCAUGUUCAUCUCGGUUUCGGGCAAGGCGCUUUCCGCGGACGGAGCCGAGGCCAUGCGAAAGUACAUCGAGGCGGGCGGAGGCUACAUGGGCGUACACGAGGCAUGCGAUGCGCUGUACGAGCAGCACUGGUAUGGACGACUGGUGGGUGCGUAUUUCAACUACCAUCCGCAGAUCACGCAUGCUACGCUCGACAUUGUCAACCGCACGCAUCCGUCGACGCAGCAUCUGAAUGCGACGUGGCGGGUGUACGACGAGAUGUACAACUUCAACUCGAACCCGUCCAAGUGGGGCAAGCAGUAUGUCAUCACGGCGGAUGAGUCGUCGUAUGCGGAUCCGGUCGAGACGGUCAAGCAGCGUGCGAGCGAGCAAGGUUCGCCACACCCGAUCGCGUGGUGGAAGGAGGGCGAUCAGCUCACCUACAACCCGCAUGUCAAGGUGGGAGGCGGGACCGACCCUACCAAGCAGGAGAUCCGAUCGGGCACAGCGGGGACGGGUGGAGAGGGGAGGAGCUUCUAUACGGCGCUGGGACAUACGAAUGCCAUGUGGAACGAUCCCGUCUUUCAACAGCACAUCAUGGGUGCAGUGUCGUGGCUCAUGGACUCGCCCGUGCUCAAGUCGUCGUCGGCCAACCCAGCGGCGGGCGCCGUGGGUUCGGAAUACGACCCUACCGCCGUACCCUCGAGCACGCCAACCGGCCCAAGCGCUUCCGCAGCAACCCUCGAUCCGUUUUCAACGCUCGUCUCCGGUACACCUGUGCCCUACUCCAAGUCGGCGCUCCAAAAGAACAGCGCCACGUCGUCGCUGGGUGCAUCGUCGCUAGCUGCCUGCAUCGCAGCUGUGCUGGCCUCGUUGUUGCCCACGCUCGCAUCGUUGUAG
Molecule: messenger RNA, 1134 nt
Organism: Moesziomyces antarcticus
Lineage: Eukaryota; Fungi; Basidiomycota; Ustilaginomycetes; Ustilaginales; Ustilaginaceae
Product: class I glutamine amidotransferase-like protein
Exons: 1
Coding region: 1-1134 (377 amino acids)
Source: RefSeq, a predicted model, not a curated record